Molecule: messenger RNA, 656 nt
Organism: Musa acuminata subsp. malaccensis (wild Malaysian banana)
Lineage: Eukaryota; Viridiplantae; Streptophyta; Magnoliopsida; Zingiberales; Musaceae
Source: RefSeq, a predicted model, not a curated record
UACGUUUUGGGGUGCAUGACAAGAGGGGGUGUCGACAUUUUAACUGGUGCCGUUACGCCUCUGUUUUCUCUCGAGCAAUCACGGCAGAUCUGCUUGCUGCGGCUGGUGGUCGCGUUCCGACCAUUCCCCAUGUCCAUGGCGGCUCGUGCUGCGUCCUCGCUUCUGCUACUGCUUCUCCUGCUGCCGUGUCUCCUCCAGCUCGCCUCGAUCUCGUGCCUCGCUUCCCCCACCGGUGGCCGCCGGGGACUCCUCGCGUACGUGCCCGCCAGGAAACGGGCGGGCAUCGGCGGCGGGAGGGGCGCCGACUGCCUUGCGAUGACGUCGAGGAAGGCGUGCCUCGGCCGGUCCGAGUGGUGCCGGUGGUGCCGAAGCGACGCCCUCGACGACAUGUGCUUCGGAUCCGCGGAGGCGUGGCGGCUCCCUCGCCAGAUCUUCUCUUGCGAGGCGCCCGAUGCGUGAACUCCCCCCACCGUUUUCCUUUUAGUUUUCCGUGCCCUCCUCACUUGAAUCAUUUCUGCUAUGUGCUUGUCGGAUUGCAGACUCUUACAGUUUCUGCGAGCAGUAUUCUCCUCUUAAUCCUAUGAUCGUUCUGCUACUCUAUUUGUCCUCGAUGAUUUUGGCUUGAUCCAUUGGACAUAGAAUUAUGCUCUCUCUCU